Aphanomyces astaci is the source of this 1167-nucleotide messenger RNA. RefSeq lists its product as hypothetical. NCBI's taxonomy places the organism in Eukaryota, Oomycota, Saprolegniomycetes, Saprolegniales, Verrucalvaceae. The coding region runs from base 38 to 1108 and encodes 356 amino acids. Gene Ontology annotation, molecular function: protein binding. The record is from RefSeq and is a predicted model, not a curated record. The transcript is spliced from 4 exons.
UUUUGCCCCACUUCGGCCACGAGAAAUCGACUGCAUCAUGUUGCCGCCGCAAGUACAGCUGGAAGCGUUCCAAUUCUAUGGCUUCGAGUGCCACGGCCUCUUCGCACAAGAAGACCUCCCCGUGAACACCCCUGUGUGGGUUUGGGACACUGUCACGGAGCCCCUUGUCACGUUUACCCGAAAGGAAGUGAUGAGUCAUCCUGACCGCCAGAAGCUCAUCAACUUCUCGUACAUGGUCAACGACGACUGCUUUGCCACGACGACGGCACCGGAAGAGGACGCAUGCUGGUACUUUAACCACUCGUGCGACCCCAACUGCUGGUUUGAAGGCGAUGGCAAAAUUGUCACGCGUCGCGCGGUCAAAAAAGGCGAGCAGUUGUGUUACGAUUACGCAUGCACGGAGACUGAGUCUUCGUUGCAUGUGGACAUGAACUGUCGGUGCGGAGCCGAGACGUGCCGCGGUCAAUUGAAGUUUAACGACUGGAGGAGCCGGGGCUUCAUGAAAAAGAACUUGGGCCACGUGACCGACUACAUCAUGCGCAAACAUGCUGAAAACGGUUGGUAUGACACCCGAAUGGAGCUUCGAUACAAAUCCAAAUCGUCGAUGGGGCUCUUUUGCCGCGAAGUGUCUGAUUGCAAGAUCCUUAAAGGCGAAAUCGUGCUCAUGUUCUCGGGCAAAAUCGUGCACAAGGACACGCUCCUCGAGCGCGGGGCCAUGACGCCUCGGGACUUUGAAAUGUCCCUCCAAGUGCAGCGAGACUUGUGGCAAAUUCCGGCUUGGAAGGAGACGGGGGACAAGAUCGAAACCAGCGACUACAUCAACCACUCGUGCGACCCGUCCUGCGGCAUGCUCGACUCGGUGACCGUCGUGGCCAUUCGAGAUCUGCAUCCUGGCGAGGAGAUUACGAUCGACUACUGCAUGGUCAACGACGGCACAAACAGUGACCCGAGCGACAACUUCACAUGCAUGUGUGGUAGCGUGAACUGCCGCACCACUGUCACCACAUUGGACUGGCAAAUCCCCGAACUCCAGACACGGUUGGGCCAGUUCUUUGCCCCGUUUGUCAAGCGCGUGAUCGAAGACGCGCCGUUCGCUGUUGCGCCGUGAGUAGUUGUCCCCAGCAGUUUAGCAUAGAGUAAUUUCGAAUGGAAUCAUCGUAACCCGUA